Centrocercus urophasianus (Greater sage-grouse) is the source of this 1513-nucleotide messenger RNA. It is a transcript of the gene ADORA2B, whose product is annotated as adenosine A2b receptor. Gene Ontology annotation, molecular function: G protein-coupled adenosine receptor activity. Gene Ontology annotation, biological process: G protein-coupled adenosine receptor signaling pathway; vasodilation; adenylate cyclase-activating G protein-coupled receptor signaling pathway. NCBI's taxonomy places the organism in Eukaryota, Metazoa, Chordata, Aves, Galliformes, Phasianidae. The transcript is spliced from 2 exons. Gene Ontology annotation, cellular component: membrane. The coding region runs from base 118 to 1140 and encodes 340 amino acids. The record is from RefSeq and is a predicted model, not a curated record.
GGGGCCGGACAUGGGAAUUGGGCUCCGGGAGCCGCUGCCCCGUGGCCUGCCGGUACCUGUGGCGGAAAGUCCCUUCUGCUUGUGAACCUUUCGAGCUCCUCGCCCUGGGCUCUCGCCAUGAACACUAUGAAAACCACCUACAUCGUGCUGGAACUCAUCAUCGCCGUGCUGUCCAUCGCUGGCAACGUCCUGGUGUGCUGGGCCGUGGCCAUCAACAGCACCUUGAAGAACGCGACCAACUAUUUCCUGGUGUCUCUGGCGGUGGCUGAUAUCGCCGUGGGUUUGCUGGCAAUCCCCUUUGCCAUCACCAUCAGCAUCGGUUUCCAGGUGGAUUUUCACAGCUGCCUCUUCUUCGCCUGCUUCGUGCUGGUGCUGACCCAAAGCUCCAUCUUCAGCCUGCUGGCGGUGGCCAUCGACCGGUACCUGGCCAUCAAGAUCCCCCUGAGGUACAACAGCCUGGUGACCGGCAAGCGGGCGCGAGGACUCAUCGCUGUGCUGUGGCUCCUGUCCUUUGUGAUCGGGCUGACCCCGCUGAUGGGCUGGAACAAAGCCAUGAGCGGUUGUCCCAACUCCACCAACGAGACAGGGGCUGACAGCGGGGCAGGGCACCACGGCUGCUUCAUCUCGUGUCUCUUUGAGAAUGUGGUGACUAUGAGCUACAUGGUGUACUUCAACUUCUUCGGCUGCGUGCUGCUUCCGCUCAUCAUCAUGCUGGGAAUCUACAUCAAGAUCUUCAUGGUAGCCUGCAAGCAGCUGCAUCAAAUUGAGCUGAUGGGCAACUCCAGGACCACUCUGCAGAAGGAGGUCCAUGCAGCCAAGUCUCUGGCCAUCAUCGUAGGACUUUUUGCCUUCUGUUGGCUGCCCCUGCAUAUCUUGAACUGCAUCACUCAUUUCAACGAGGAGUUCUCCAAGUCCAAGCCAGAGUGGGUGAUGUAUAUGGCCAUCAUCCUCUCACAUGCCAACUCGGUCAUCAACCCCAUCAUCUACGCCUACAGGAUCAGGGACUUCCGCUACACCUUCCGCAAGAUCAUUUCCAAGAUCCUCUGCAAGACGGACGACUUCCCCAAGUGCUCCACUGACAACAACCAGCACCUGACCGUCACCAACAUGAACGCUCCGGCCGCCUCGGUGACCAUAUGACCUCGCACGUCCCGCUCCCAGCCUGUCCCCAGCUCUACCCUCCCUGUGCCUAUGUGAGCAGAUACAGCCGGCUCGAUGGGAGCGCUCAGCAGUGACCACUAUGCAGUUCCGCAGCUGUAUUUUUAUGUUUGUAAUUUACGUGGUGCCUCCUAGGGGGAUAACCUGACCAGGGAGACUGAGUGCAGUUCACCCUCUACUGUUAACCAGGCUGCGUGAGCGCUGGUGACCGUGCUGUGCUUCCUUGCCAGGUCAGGUGCUGACUGUGGAAGUCCCACCUGCUGGGGGUGUUUCCCCAGUUGUGCUGCUCAUGUCAAGUCCUCGGAUCUUUAUUUUAAUUAAUGUUAUUAUUUUUUAAUGAUUGAUAGGAGUUAUA